Molecule: messenger RNA, 13857 nt
Organism: Brugia malayi
Lineage: Eukaryota; Metazoa; Nematoda; Chromadorea; Rhabditida; Onchocercidae
Gene: Bma-cpna-2
Product: Copine family protein
Exons: 18
Coding region: 1-13857 (4618 amino acids)
Source: RefSeq, a predicted model, not a curated record
AUGCUUAAAAUUCCAUCAGAAUUAUGCAAUGAUCAACAAUCAUCAUCAUCACAUGCUGGAAAUCAGGAAUCAUCCUCAACAUUAUCAGUAACCGGUAGUGAAAAAUUACAUGAAACAACUCCGGAAACUGGAUCAAUUCGGAAAAAACGAUUUCUAAAUAGACUAGCAAUAAUAUCAAUCAAAAAAAUGAAAUCACUGAUGAAAAAAGCAAAUCAGGAAAAUAUAAAUUAUUCAUCCGUACUAACCGUAACACCUAAAAUAGGAACUGUAGAAUUAGGAAAGGAUGAAAUGGAAUUUAUAGAUGCAAAUGGUGAUGAUCCGGAUUGUUGCAGGAAUAGAAGAAAUACAAUGAAACGUGGCUUCCGGUAUCUUUUCAAUCAGGAAAAAACCAAUAACAAAGAUGAUAGUGAUGAUAUGGGAGUGGAACAAAAACGUGGAUUUUUUCAGAAAUUUUUCCGUCCACCAAGUUCACGGUCAUUAGCCGAUGAUGAAGGAACAAGUACAGAUCCGGAAAGAAGGCUUUUGUUACACGAUGAUGACGGAUAUGCUGUAAUUGAUAGGCAACAACAACAACAUGAACUUGUUAUUUCUGUUGACAAAGAGAAACGUGAAAUGUCAGCACCAGUGUCACCAAAAAGUGUCACAUUUGAGGAUGAAUUGUUUACAACAACAACAACAAUAUCAGGACGACGUGGUCAAAGUUUGGCACCACCACCCACAUUUUUAACCACUCCAACAGGAACAACAAUACCAUCACAACAAGCAUUCAUCAAUUUUAAUUAUGAUGUAUCACCAAUUUCAAGAAUGAAUUCUAGGAAUGAUUUACCUAAAAGCAAUUUACCUGAUCGAGAGCAUUUUUCACCAACACGUUCAAGUCGUGAUGCAUCAUUAGCAUUAGAUGAAGCCACUCAUGAUUUAUUACGUCUUUCUUCACAGCCACCAGAUAUUUGGUAUAGCAGUAGUUCACGUCCGCUGCAUGCAUCCGAUCGCAUCCCAAAAUCUGCAUCUACUACAUCAAUGAAUAAAGUUAUUAGGGCAAAGGAUGGUGGAAUGAUGAAAUUAUUAAAUGCUUUUUCAUGGGAUAGUGAUCGAUUAAGUGAUCUUGGUGCUACUGAUACAUCAGCAUAUACUGAUGAAGAAGGACGGCGACAUCAAACAGUUACCGUUUAUACUAAUCAAAAAAGACAAGGACCACCAAUCAUUCGAACAACAGUGGAAGGCAAAUUAAAAAUGGAAAAAGUUGUUGGGGCAGAUCUUAUAUCUGUUGAGCAUUGUACAUGUAGUGCAUGGACAAUACAUGAUACUAUUACUCAUUAUAAAGUAAAAACUACAUUAGGAAAUCGUACAUUAAUUAUGGAAGACGAAUCAACGAAUGAUAAAAAUUGCGAUGGAAGUUUCAAAAUGAGUUUUUAUGAAAAUGAUCAAUUAAAAACACGAGAUAAUGCUGAUUUUCAAAUACCAUCGAAUGUAGAUAAAGCUAAAUAUUUGUCAUUAUUAAGUCAACGAUUGUUGCAUGAUAUGGAAAUGUUAAAUCAACAUGAUGAAAAGAAAACAACAACAACAGCAAAAACACGAGUUGAAGUAGAAGUAAUUGAGAAUGUGACAAAAAUUCUAAAAACAUAUAUUAUUGGACAGCGAAAUGAUUUUCUUCAAGAUUUCUCGAUCGAUCAAACAACAAUUAAUACAACGGAUGAUGAAUUAUCACAUAGCAAUUACAAACAUGAAAUGAUAUCAUUAUCAGAAAAUUUUGAUGAGACGAAAAUGCUAAAAAAUGAAGCAAUAAUUAAUCAAUCAUCAUCUGAUAUUAAAUUUCUUGUUGAAGGUCAUCAAUAUAAAGGUCAUUCUGAAAUACGACGACGACGACCUUAUCAACGAACUAAUUCAGAUGUAACGACAACAUCAGAAAGUCUGAAUGACAAAUAUAUAUUAUUACCUUCUAUUUAUACUAAUUUAGAAUGUAAUUUAAAACGUAUGGAAGAUCAUUCAUUUAUUGAAGUUAACGUUGCAGUACCAAACGUUUUCUCAGCUGUUUUAUCGUUAAUACGUGAACGUAUUAUUUCACAAUUACCAAAUCUUGUUAAAUAUGGUAUAGAGCAACACGGAAAACAAUAUUCCGGUGAGACAACUAUUCGACGUAUACAACAUUUCGACUCAAUUGAAUCAAUCGAUGAAAAAAUGAUAAUUAAUAAUCAAAAAGAGCCAAGUUUUUUGUUCGAAAAACCACAAAUAAUUGAACCGGUGAAAAUUCCUGUUUUAAAUAUUACAGAAUUGGAUUUACGUCGAAUGGCCGAUACAUCAGCAAUUUUAGCAAAUUUUGCUAUUCCACGUAUUGAUUAUAAUCAAUUAAAUAUUGAAAAGUCAUAUGAAUUUCAUGAAGCAAAAGGUAGCAGUUAUGGUAUGCAACAAAAAGGACAAUAUUUUGAGGGUGAAAUGAUUUUAAAAAAGAAACGACAAAUUUUAUUGGAAUCAGAAUCAGCUUCAGAUGACGAAAUUACCAGCUGUGGUUCAACAUAUUUAAAUUUGAUGAAGCAAGAAGCACGUGGUGAAUUUGAAGUUGCAAUAAUUAUUUCAAAUGAUCAACGUAGCUCACCAAAACAUUUUCAACAAAGUCAACCAAUUGAAUUUAUCAAUUUAAUCACACAAGUUAGCACUGAUGGUAAAAAAGAAGAGGUAGUUGCUACACUUGCAACAAGAAUUAUUUCUAAGGAAAUAUUUAUAAUACAAGAAAUGAGUGCUGUAAUUAGUAAUGCAAUUAUAACAAUUCAAAAAUCAAUUAAUCUGGAUGAUAUUUUCCAGCAUAAUAUUUGCUGUUGGAAUGAUAAAAUAAUUCAUCGAGAAUUUGCUAAAUUCUUGGCAUCCAGUGAGGAAGAGGCACAAAUUUAUUUGAAAUUUAUUUCAUCUGCUAUUGCAUGUCAAAAUGUGUGCUGCAUUCGUGCAAUACCAAAUUUAUUGCAUAUAACAUUCACUGCUGAAAUAUUCCAAUCAGCAAAUGAAACAGUGGUAAUUUAUAUGCAAAAUAAAUUUGCUACCACAAUAAUGAUGUCCUGUGAUGACGUACGUCAAAUUUCACGAUUGUCCAGUGGACAUAUGCUAAAAACAAAAGCUACUACAGAAGAAGCAACAAUAAUUAUGCUAAGUAUUGGAUGUAUUAGUAAAUAUGCUAAUACGCUUAUGACGGAAUUUAUCGUAAAAGACGCACACAAAUGCAAAGUUAAUCUUUGCUCACGAGCUAGUCGUGAAAGUGAACGUAUUUCAAACGUAUCAUUGAAUCGAAGCACAAAAAUGCUAGCUACAACUAUACGAUUAUUGGAACGUAUAAAACGGAAAGAACAAUUGACAGUCACAGAAUUUGGUGAUGAAAAUGAACACGUAGCUAUUCUGUUACAACGUGCAGGUAUCACGCAUGGUCAAGUGCAACGUGAAUGGCCUGAAGCAGUGACAGAUGCGGAUGAAACUAAGACAGAUGGCGCAAAUGAUAUAAAUGAAAUGUUAUCAGAACAUGAGCUUCGAGUGAUACCUAUUAAAUUGAUUUCAACUAUGAAUUCAAAUAAUAUAAAUGAUAGAAAAAAGCAUACAAAAGAAGAAGAGGAAGAAGAACAACAAUGGAAUACAAAAAUUAAUUUCAUUAAUUCAUCAUCUCAUGGAAUCAGUUCUUUGUCAUUGCUCGAUGAUAUCGAUUCAAAUAGAAUAAUUAAUCAUUCAUACAUAAGUGAUAACUUCAAAAUGAUGAAAAUUUCCGAUAUAUCAAAUUCCAAUUUGCAAAAUGCGUCAGAAAAUUUAAAUCGAUGGAAAGAAUCAAUAUCACAAGACAACAGUAAAGUUGAUAAAACAACAAUGAAAUUUAAAAAAGAUACGAAGGAAUUUGAACAUGAACGAAUACAUUUGCAAGAAUUUCCAUCCGAGCAACAAAAGCUGUACAUUUCUUGGCAAGGAAAAAAUGAAGAAAAGCACGCAGAAAAUGGAAUUCAAUUUGAAUUUAAUAAUAGAAAUGAACAAAGAGAUAAAAUUGAAGAAAAUGAUGAAUUGAAGAGAAAUUUCUAUAAUAAUACAAGUGAAACACGUGUUGCGAUGCUUAAUGCUGGUUUUAAUCUUGAUACGACAUUACUUGCGACACCAGAACGUGAAACGCAAUUUACUUUCGUAAGAGAUCGCAGUAUAACAACAAGUGAAUAUUUCUCAGAUGAACAAAGUUGGAGUGCUACAAUCACAGAAUCAUAUUAUCGACAGAAACAAACUCAUAUCGAACAAAUAUCAAAAUCAGUUGGUGAUUUACUUGAAUCAUCGUUGGAAGAGAAUUCUGAAGCAUUUUUCGAUGAAAUAAGCCAUAUUUCAGAUGCUACAUGUAAUCGUAUGAAAUAUUCCGAAAUGGUAAAUUCAGAAAAAAUGAAUUUACAUAUGACACAUUCGUUGACCAAUAGUCUUGAAGCAACUGCAUUAAAAGAAUUUCUAGUAGCAACCGAUGAUGAAUAUGAUGCUAUUCCGGAAUUAUGCAAGUAUGAUGUUAAAGUUGGAAAAUCGGAACAGUAUGAAUCAUCAUCUAUAUUCGUAACCGGAAAUCAUGUAAGCGAAACAACGGAAACAUCAGUUAUGAGAAAGGAAAAUGAAAAUUACGAAAAUGUAAAUGAAUCAAAUGAAAAACACUUAACAACAUUUUGGGAAAUAACUGAAAAAAAUAUUCAAACUCAGAUUCCAUCAUCGAUAAAUGUCGAAUGUGAGAAUGAAAUAUUUCAAGAAACAACUGCUAGCACUACAAAAACUAACGAAACCAUUGAGCAUAUGAUAUUAAAACCGGUAAACAUAACCGUAUUUGACACCAGAACAGAAAUUUCAAAAAUAGAAAAGCAAAAAUUAGAUGAUAAUAUUAGUGAAAUUGAUUAUUGUCAAACAGCUUCACAACCUUUUCUUGUAUCAGUUCAAAAACAAGAUGUAAGUCAAAAUGAUGCUAUGAUUACAUUUGAUAAAAUUAAAACAUCAACUAAGGAAGCAUGGAGUGAAAGUGAAUCAGUAAACAAUGAAUUGUUUACUACCUUACAGGUGUCAGACAAUAAAAGAACAUUUGAUGAGAGCAGCAAUCAGAUUAAUUUCAAUGAAAGGAACACUCGAUUUGAUGCUAUUGCGCAUUUUCCACCUAAAUUUGCGCCAAAUGAGAAAAAAAUGAUGGAAACAAAAAUGAUGCAAGAAGAGAAGAAAAUUAUAAAAGAAUUUGAACAGAUAGAAGAACAAUUCGAGACUAAUCGAAAUAUGGAAUUGCUAGAAGAGAUGAAACAAUUAAAGGAAGAAAUUGAAGAAAUAGCAAAGAUUGAUCAGGAAAUUGAUCAGGAAUUAUUGAUCAGGAAUGAAAAUGAAAAAAUAGUAGAAAUGAGAGAAGAAGUUUUAUCUAUACGUCAAAUUAUAUCAAAAGAUUGGAAUUUUGGAAAAUAUGUAGGAACACAAAUGGAAGAAAAGUUUAAUCAAAUUGAACAUGAAAAGAUUACUGAUACAAUUCAAAUAGAUCAAAACUUUCCGAUUUCCACAAAUUUAAAAACAAACAUUUUGAAAUUAGAAAUGGAAAAAGUUUCACCAACUGAAAAUGUUUACAUUGAAUGUAAAUUAAGAAAUUGUCAUCAAACAACGUUGACAACGAAUGGAAGAGAAGAAGAAGAAGAAGAAGUAAAAGAAAUAAUUUAUCGGGCAACUCAAAAAGAAUCAAUCAACAAUUCUUUUAACUUCGUUGAUUAUCAGGAAACAUUAUCCGGAAUAGAAGUUCACCUUUGUAUUCCAGAAUUUAACAUAACAACAGAGAAUUUUACAUUUUCCGAAGAAUACAGCAAACAAUUAUUGCAUAAAUUUGAGGAAAAAAUGGAAUAUGUAGGAACGCUCAAAAUGUCUAAUAUUGAAACUACAAUAGCAAAUAUUAGAGAAUAUAAUCAGGAAUUAACUGAUUCAAGUGAUCUAUAUCAGCAGAUUAUAGUUCAGGAAAUGGCUCAAGAAUGUACCAGAAUUAUUGCUGAUAAACUUAUGAUUCACGCAAGUGAAAAUAUUACGCAAAAUAUUACUUUACCUGAUCAAAUAGAUCAAUGGACGAUUGUUCCGGAAGAGAUGAAUGUUCAAGAAUGUAUGAAUUUGCAGUCGAUUUCUGAAAGUUUCAUCACGCAACAGUCUACAAUUUUAGAAAGCAAUCGGAAUAGUUUUCUGGAAAUAUCACCAAGUAUCAGAAGUAAUAGAACGGAGAAUACAUAUGCUAAGUAUCCGGAAACUGAACAUGAGAAUGAAGUAUUAGCUAUUGGAUGGAAUAAAGUUAUAAGAAGAGCAUCAACGGAAAAAUUGAUACCAAUCGGAAAAACGCAAACGGAAAAGUUAUCUACUAUAGCAAUUACGGAACAGAAUGUCGAGUUUUCGGGAAUGAUUGGAAAAAUGGACGAUCAUUUUGAUAGUAUUGAGCUAAAGCGCUCUUUGAAAAUAUCUACCACUGAUGAAAAGCAAUUAAUGAUAGCUUCUGAAAGUCGAGAAUAUUCUUUGCUUAAGAAAUCUUCCGCUCAGGAAUGCGGUAGUGUAAUGCGAGAUUUGGAAAUUAUUCAAAUUAGCGCACAUAUUAUGGAAUAUGGCGUAGCGCAAACAGUAAUUACAGGUUUCUUCGCAAAAUUGGAACAGAAGAAAAUAGCAGAAAAAGUUGAAGUACAACUUGCUACUUCAAUAAAACUUAAAAGUUAUUUUGACACAAAGUUUGCUAAUUUCGAAUCUGUCUUGUUGGAUAUACAAUUAAAAUGCAAUUGUAAUGCGGAAUCGGCUGAAAGUUUUAUUAGCAUUGCGCAAAAACCAAUUGUGAAAUUCAUUAUAAAUCUGAAAGGAACACUAAUGAGUGUAUUAAAAACACAAGCGGAACAUAUAUCAAGCGUUGGACGUGUUUUUCCGGAUGAGAAACGUGAAAGGACUUCUGUAUGCAUUCAUGAAUUUGAUAAUGAACAUCAACAAUAUAUGGCGCAAUGGGAUAUGAUACAGAAUGCGCUAUCAGCUGAAGUAUGUGUAGAAUUGAAAAAGAUAACAUGCAACGUUGAUGCAAUUAAGCAAGAAAAUAUUCAAAUUAACAAGCAAAUCGGAAAACCGGAAUUUAUAGAUGCUGCCUGUUCAGAAAUUAACGAAACAUAUAUGAUGAUAUUUGAUAAACAAUCACAACAACAAUCAUUAAAAAUUAUUCAAAAUGAUAUAAAUCGAGAAUGGAUUCUCGAUGAGCAAAAAUAUGUUGCACAAAAUGAAGUAACAAAAUUUGUAGAUGCAAUAUGGAGUACAAUUGUGAACGAUUCAAAUAUUGCUAUUAAUAUUUGUGAAUUUAACCGUGAGCAAAUAACGCUUAAUACUAAAGCUAGUGAGGAAAUUUGUUUGGAAUGUAAACAAAUGCUUUAUAUGAAAUCAGUUGAUGAGAAUGCCUUCGCACACUUUCAUACAAACACCGCUGUUUCAGGCGGUGAAAGACAAUUUAAAAUAGAAUGUAAAAUGAAUGAAAGCAUUUUGGCACGUCAACAAGAAGAAUUAUUUGCUGAAAGUGUACAACAAAAAGCAAUAUUACAUGCGGAAAAUUUGACUGAAUUCAUAGCGGAAAGUACUGCAGUGCAAGCAGAUGCUGGAAUUUUAUUGAUACGCCGUUCCGCAACGCAAACAACGGAAUCUGCUUCACAUAUUAUUGGCAUUAUCUUAACCUUAACACAACAUUUUGAAGCACAGCAUGCUCAAGAAAUAACCAAUGAAGCAAAUGUGGAAUUUUCCAUUCCGGCAUCAAAUCUAGAAGUGGAAGAUAAUAUCUGUAAAUCAGUUAUCAAUCGAAGUGUCGUCAAUUUGGAGACUAAUUAUGCGAAAGCAAUAGCAUUACAAGAAAAUGUUGAAUUAAUCAAUUCACGUAAAGUAUUAGCUGAAACGGAGAGUAUUUUGAAAGGAAUGCAUACGGAUAGUGUACGUGAAAAAAUGAGAGAGACAAAUUCGGAAGGUUUUGAAAUUUUAUCACAAUGGACUACUGUUGAUCGAGAUUUAGAAGCAGAAGUAAGCUUAAAACAUAAGCAUAACAUUGUGAGUAAAUUGUCAACAAUAGCAAUUAUCGAAGAAGAAAUUUCAAUUGAUGAAAAAUGGAUAGCAACGGAAUGUAAUUUGGAAAUAUGCAAAAGCAGAAAUAUCAUUGUAAACGAGCAUUGUCAAUGUAAUUUACAAAUUGAAUUUAAUGAGCUGACAAUAGAAUUGAAAAAUUAUGAAAAGAAAGAAAAUUACGAGAUAUUAUGGAACGAUAAAAAUUAUGAUACAUUAGACGUAAACGUGUACGAAACAAUUUUGGAAAAGUUAAACGCAAUGAUUAAUCUUCAUCGUGUAUCAAAUAUUUUACCGAAACAAUCAGCAAAUGAAUAUAUUUGCCGUGAUCAACAAUUUCUCGUAGCACUUCCAUUGUACGUGAAAUGUGACGAGAACAAGGACAAAACAAAUUAUACAAUUUUAGAAAUUUGUUUGAAACAAAAUGAAGUGGAAGAAUAUAUUGAAACAAUUCAAACUAUGGCUAAUUGGAUGAAAAUGGAAAUUUUUGAAUGUGAACAAGCUGAGAAUGAAAAAUUUCAUAUGGAUGUGAAAUUGCAAGGAAAACAAUUAUUAGCAUCGUUGGAGGUAGAAUUAGUAUGGCCUGAAAUUAGAAAAGGUGAUAAGAUGGCUAUUGAUAUGAUAGAAUAUGUGGAAGAACAGAUAACAAUUUAUGCACAAAUAGCAUGCAAACAAAUAUCAUUUGAUGAAUUUAACAAAACAAUUAUCAUAAGCCAAAAGUCAGAACCACAAAUGCUAAUGACAAGUACCACAAAAGAAGAAAUUGUAAAUGGAUACGAUGAAUUUAGAAUAGUACCACAAGAAAAAGCUACUACUUUUGUGAUAAUUAUUGGAAAUAAGGGUGAAUGCUUAUCAGUAUGGUUGCAAGAAGCCAAACAAAAUUUUAUCACUAUGGGAUUUCAGUAUAAUGAAGAAAGUGAAAUAUAUGAAACAGAGGGUAAUUUUACUGAAAAACGUUUUGGUGGUAAUUAUCAACUGAUAACAAAAGCGACAAGAAUAGAAGAUAGCAAUGCUAGCAUGAUAAUGUCACAUCGAAUUGCAAAUGAAGCAAUUAAUAAAGUUUUCAAAGAGUGCGCCAAAAAAUUUGCAACAAUGGAUAUGCUAGCGGCAACAUCAAAAGUAAUACUGGUAGAUAUUAAUCGAACAAAAGCGCCACAAAUGCCACAAAUAGCAACAAUACAAUAUUAUUGCUCUCGAAGAGGGGAACCAAUUAAGAGAUAUUUUCGAGAAAUCAACGAAAUUAUUCAUACUGUACAUGCACAGUUUAAAAUUAAAGAAGCUUCAUUGAAAUUUGCGAUUGCUUGGAGUGUUCCAAAUUAUGGUGGACAUUUUAUUUUGAAUACAGAAGCUGCAGAGGAAGCAUUCAUAUCUCGUCAAAUUGAAUAUCAAAAAGCUGAAGCAUUUGAAAGUGCAGCAAAAAUGCUAAAGCAAAUGAUAACUCCAAUAAUUGUACCAGUAUUAUCAGUACAAUCUAUCACUGAAGUAAUGGAAGAAAUUAGAAAAGAUUUGAUAAGAUUAUCAUUUAUCGAUGAAGCAUUUCUAUUGCUUAAAGAAGCUAAUAAAGGUAUUAAUAUUGAGGUAAAAUUAAUUGAAACAACCGAUAUAAGACAAAUUAGCUAUUUGCAAUUUAAACGAGAAAUUGAAGCAAUAGAAGUGGAAACGAUAAUAAAAGAAAAACGAUUUGGUGGUAAAUUAAAUCUCACAAUGAAUGCUUCGGAAGAAUACGAAAUAAAUGCUAAAAGAGAGCUUACAAAUAAUCUUAUUAGAAUUGCACAUUGUAAUCAAUUGAUAGCAUGCAAAAAUAGCUAUCCAUCACCAAUUUCUUAUCAAUUUAUCAACAUCAAAUCAGACUCUACUGUUGUGCAAAUAAAUUUACAAAAAAUGGAAAGUGUAGAUAAUAUCAAUUGGAUUUUUUAUCAAAAAUUAUUAAUGAAGAAGCUAAUGAUGAUGCAAGAAUGUGAAACAAUUGCAUUAACUGUUAAUUUAAAUUAUUUGAAAGAAAGUUCAAUGGAAAUUUCAGAGAUAAUUGUACAAUUGGCACGAAAUAUUGAGCCAACUAUUCUGAUAACAUUUGCAACAACAAAUGAGCAAAAAUUGGUGCAAUGGAUUUUGGAGAAACGACGUGAUGCAUUUAUGAAUGUAUCAACAACAAUUAUUGCUAAAAAUAAUUUAAAAAUUAUUCCAAUUAAUAUAAUUGAAUCAAAAUUAAUGGAAAUUACAAUUUGCGCCAAUAUUCAACGUAUUGCUGAAGUGAUUGAAGUAUGUCAAAGGAUGAUAGCAGCUAAUCGUGGUGAUGAUAUGCAUUGGAAAUUACGUGAAAUUAACGUGGAAAAUGAAUGCUCCAAUUAUCAAUUUAAACAGGAAAAUUUAAUGGAAGAAAUUGAAGGAAUAUAUUUUCAAUCAAAUUAUGCUGGUCAUUUCAUUUUCAAUACUUUUGCAAUCAAUGAAUGCAAUAUUAAUAUGUCACAACAAUUGGAAUCAAAAUUAAUUACUGAUGCUAAAAAAUCGUUGACAAUUAAUAUAUGCAAUAAUGGUAUUCCGAUUGCAUUUACAACAAAAUCAGCAAUUUCAUUGGAAUGUAAUGAAGAAAUUGCAUUGAAACGACAAUUGCAAAUGGCUAAUGUGACAAUUACUCGACAACUGGCAAAUAUUGAUUUGGCAGAAAUAAUUGUAAAAGAAAUUAUUUUGCAAACAGAAAAUAUCAUUGUAAAAUAUCAACAUAAGGAUGAGCAUGAAGAAAUUGAAAUGAUCAAAUUUGUUGCAUUUUAUGGUGGUAAACAAAAAUUGGAAACAUUAGCAGUAAGUACGAUUACUGCUAAUAUUAAUGAAGAAUUAAUAUGCAAGCAUUUAAUGCAUGCAGAUGUAUAUUUGCAGCAGAUAAUUGCAAAUAUUGCAAAACCAUGCAAAUUAACAGUGCAAUCAAGUGCAUUUAAUGAAAUCAAUCAAAAUUGUCAUCUUCAGUGGAAAGGAAUUUUUGAAAAUGAAAAAAUAAUAAUUUCAACGUUGCAUACGGCUAAUUAUGAAUUUGCUAAAAUUACAAUUCGAGAAUGUACAAAUGAAAUUGAAAUGAUUACAACAUAUUGGCAACGUAAUGAAAUGUAUGAAAAUGCUCAAUUAUGCAUUUGUGAUCAAUAUUUUGGUGGAAAUUUAAUAUUUACAACUAAUUAUGCUCAAGAAACAUUGAUUAUGUUUACAGCUUCAUUGAUUGCUUCACGUUUUAAUUUGGAAAAUGUUAUUUUGAUCAUACGUACACCACGUCAUAACACAGAAUCUCCUAUACUUACAACAAAAGCAAUCACCGAUUUAUCUACUCAAUUUAAUUAUCAUUUCAACUGUUGUUCAUCUACUGAUCAACAAACAAUGAUCAUUGCACAUAUUGCUAAUCAAAUUGAACCGAUAAUUGCUCAACUAACCGAAAGUACUAGCAUCACUGAAAUUAUUAAUGUGCAAUAUCAACGACAAAAUCAACUUAUUGAUGCAUUUUCAGAAGUAUUACCGGAAGCACGUUUUGGUGGAUCAUUAAUUUUAAAUACUUUGGCUGCUAAAGAAGUAUUCAUUAGCAUUGAAAUUGUUUACAAUAAUCGAGCAUUGAAACAAUUUGAAACAGAAAUGAUUUUUAUGGAUAAAAAUCGAGCAAUUGAAAUGUGUCAACUAUUAGCAGCUACGGAAUAUAUAAUUACAACAAAUGUACAAUUGCAACGAUCAAAUGAUUUAUCAAAUGUUGAAUUGAUGAGAUAUACAUCACGUAAAGGUGAUAAACAAUGUUGUACAUUUAAUGAAUCAACAGAAAUUAAUUUAUUCAAUAAUUUCUUGUGGAAAAAACCGGAAGAAAUAAGCGCUAAUCAAGUGGCUAUUUUGAAAGAAAUACGUUAUGGUGGACAUUUGGAAUUAAGCACGAAAUAUGCAAAUGAAGAAGCUAUUACAAUUAUGGAAACAUUAAAGCAAACAAUGACACAACUAUCUGCUACAAUAACGAGGAAAAUAGCAAAUGAUGGUGAAGCAAUAAGUAUAAAUUGUUUAGCAUCACAAGAAAAUCAUUGGAAUAUUCAUAUGGAAUUACAAUCCAACAAAUUAGCUCAAUUGGAGACAUUGGUAAUUCGUAAGGUAGCAAAUUGUGUGACACCACAAGAAUUGUUUACAAAUGAAUUCAGUGAAAUGAUGCUAACAACAAAUGUUACAAUGCAAAAAUUAUUGGAUAAUGAAUUGGCGCAAAUUGCAUGGAAAGCAAAAAAUCAAGGUGAACCAAUCGAGAAACAAUGUAAUGCUUCAAAUGAAUCAUUCAUUGAGCUGUGUAAUUGUUUACAAUCUAAAUUAUCACUAAAGCAAAAUGUUGACACAUUGUUGACAAUUAAUGAAAUAUGCUAUGGUGAACAUAUAAUAAUGAAUGUAAAUGCAACAGAAGAAAUUAUUUUCAAUUUGGAUGUAUCAUUUAAAAAGGAAAAUAUGACAAGUAAACAAUACCAUACUGUCAAAGAAAUAAAUAAUGCAGUACCGGAAAUAUUGGACACAACAGAAUGUUUGGAAAUAGCAAUACAAAUUGAUAAAUUGGAAGUGUGUAGGCGUUCUAAUGAAGUGCAUGUAGAAAGUGCUUUAAAAUUAGCUAAACAACAAUGCUUACCUGUUUGUUUACAAACAGAUUCGGCUGAAGAAACGUUUAUACGGCAUGAACUAGAGAUGCGUAACAAUUUGCAACGUAACAACAAUGAUGCAGUAGAGAUUGAAAAAACAACACGAAUAAUUGAACGUGAAGCAUUAACGUGUACGGAAUCACUUGUUGUGACAUUGCGACAUAAAAGUUUAGAUGAAGUGGAAGAGGAAAAAGUCGAAAAACGAGUAAGUUUUGCGGCUGAAGUAACUGAGAAAACGAUGUCAAUGGAUAUGAGUGUAACAGUGGAACAGCAAGAAAUUCCAUUAAUUGUUAAAAAACCAAUGAAAAAGGAACAACACGGUCGUCGGCAAACUUUAAAACAAAAUGAAGCUCCAAACUUUGUACCAGUACGUCGGAAUAGCUUAUUAUUAGCAAUGGAAAUUGGUGAUGCGCACAAUAUACCACAUUAUAAAACUUUGGAAGAUGUCAUCAAAGGUAUCAAAAAGGCUGGCUUAGAAUAUUCGAAUUUAAUAUUUGGAAUUGAUUAUACGCAAUCAAAUAAAUAUCAAGGUGAAAGAACGUUUGAUGGUCGAAAUUUACAUUCUCUUAAUUCAGAUGAAAUGAAUCCUUAUCAACAGGUAAUUGAAAUUGUUGGAAAAACAUUAUCAUCAUUUGAUGCUGAUGGUGUGAUACCAACUUAUGGAUUUGGUGAUGAGGAAUCAAGUGGUCAUGGAAUUUUUAAUUUAAAUGAUCGAAAUGAUAUAAAUGCUGAAUGCAACGGUUUUGAAGAAGUUUUAAGAAUAUACAAUGAUAAAACACCAUCCAUUCGAAUGUCUGGUCCAACAAAUUUUGUACCACUCAUUGAACAGGCAGUCUCAAUUGUUCGUGAGAAGCAUUCCUAUCAUAUUUUGGUAAUUGUUGCUGAUGGACAGGUGACAAAUGAAAAGAUUAAUCAAAAAGCUAUUGCUGCAGCAUCACGUUAUCCAUUAUCAAUUAUUAUGGUUGGCGUUGGUGAUGGACCAUGGAAUAUGAUGACCAGAUUUGAUGAAACAUUACCGAAACGAAUGUUUGAUAAUUUUCAUUUUGUUGAUUUUCAUAAAGUGAUGUUCAAUGCACCAAAUCAGGAAGCAUCAUUUGCUCUUAAUGCACUGAUGGAAAUACCUGAUCAGUAUAAAGCAAUUAAGGAACUUGGCUUACUGAAGCAUUCACGACGCGGCUAG